Molecule: messenger RNA, 300 nt
Organism: Fusarium coffeatum
Lineage: Eukaryota; Fungi; Ascomycota; Sordariomycetes; Hypocreales; Nectriaceae
Exons: 1
Coding region: 1-300 (99 amino acids)
Source: RefSeq, a predicted model, not a curated record
AUGUCAAGCCCGAUCAACAGCCAAAGCAACAACAUUCUCAAGUCGAGAAGAACAUCUUCAACAGUAUCAAACGAAAGUACUCUCAGCAACCACGAAAUCGAAUACCUGGCCCUUCGAGAUGAAAACUUGUGCUACGAAGACGAUGCUGAUUUCCAUGUCUUCAUCGAUGCCAUGGACCGAGUCGACGAGCUCGUCACAGAAAUGACAGCUCAGGGGGGACGAAGACAUUCAAUGAGUCGCGUAUUCAGUGGAUUCAAACUACGACGAGGAAGCCAGAUCCAGGAUCGACAGCAAGGCUAG